GGGCGCUCUGUCAGCGGCGGCCGCGCGUGCGCAGGGGCCGGUGGGGCGCUGGCAGCCGAGCUGAAUCGAGCCGCGCCGCCCCCGCCCGGCUAUGUCGUACGGCCCGCUGGACCCCUACCUGCCCAGGGCGCUGCCCCCGCCGCGGGACUUCGGCGGCAUCAUCCAGACAUGCAGCGCCAACGUGCAGCGCAUCGCGCAGUACACUGUGCAGAUAAAGAAUUUGAUGAGCCAGCUGGGAACCAAGCAGGACUCCAGCAAGCUCCAGGAAAACUUACAACAGCUACAGCAUUCUGCAAACUGCCUUGCCAAAGAGACCAAUGAAUAUCUAAAGGAGCUGGGGUCUCUGCCACUUCCUCUGUCUGCUUCUGAACAGCGUCAACAGAGGCUUCAGAAAGAACGUUUAAUGAAUGAUUUCUCCGCAGCCUUAAAUAACUUCCAGGCAAUACAGAGGCGAGUGUCAGAGAAGGAAAAAGAGACUGUUGCAAGGGCAAGAGCUGGAUCCCGUAUUUCUGCUGAUGAGCGGUUCAGAGAAGAACAGCUAGUUUCAUUUGAUAGUGGUGAAGAUUGGAAUCAAAUGCAAUCUCAGGAAGAUGAUGUGGCAAUAACUGAACAGGACCUUGAACUUAUUAAAGAAAGAGAAACAGCAAUCAGGCAAUUAGAGGCAGACAUUUUGGAUGUCAAUCAGAUAUUUAAGGAUUUAGCCAUGAUGAUUCAUGACCAAGGAGAUAUGAUUGAUAGCAUAGAGGCAAAUGUGGAAAGUGCGGAAGUUCAUGUGGAAAGAGCCAGCGAGCAGUUACAGAGAGCUGCCUAUUAUCAGAAGAAAUCCCGUAAGAAGAUCUGUAUCCUGAUUGUUGGUCUUGCUGUGGCUUCUAUAAUCAUAGGCUUGAUUAUCUGGUGGACAAAAAAGUGAAAUCUUCACAUGGAACCUUGUCUCAUUGCUGAGAAUUUUUCUCCCCCCCCCCCAGCACGAACAGGCUGACUAGUCUCAGAAAUGAAUUGACCACCGUGAGAGAGCACAAGCUGGUACUACUUGUAGUAAUAGCAACUAACAUUAGCAACUAAUGUGCAGAUAACUAGUAUUUGGAAUUAGUGAACCAUGGAGACAGUAUCUAUCAGUUUAUAUACAAAUUAUAUUGUUUUACGUAACUAACAUCUUGUGGUUUUGCUUUCUGUAAUGUAUUAUUCCCUGUCCCAACUGUAUGCUGAAGUGUGAUCAAUAAUUCGAGAUGUCUUGUUUUUUGACAAGUGGCACAAUCUUAACUUUUUAUAUGUAUACGUAACUUGUUGGACUGGAAUAAGAAUGACAUUCAAAGAGGGCACAACAAUGAUUUGCACUACCUUAAUUCAGAAGUUUUUUAAAGUCUCCAGUAUCUGCCCCAUGGUUUUUAUUAGUCUCCAAGUGGCUGUGGUUCUAAAUUCAAUUGAACAGAGAUGCCAUUGCAGAUCUGAAAGGCAAGGAGAAGUAUGUAUGGAUGAUAGUUGGAACCACUGUGUACUUAGUAACUGGUCAGUUUGGCCUUGAGGCUCGUUGUUUUUAAUUUUUGUGCAUGUAUUUUUUUUCCAGAACACAAUUUGAGGACAGGGAUGUCCUUUAACUUAGUCUGUCAAUGCAGCUUCUUUAGAGAAACUAGCUGACUUGUGAUUAGACAGAAAUCUCUUCCAAUGCCGACUCAAAGCACUAAAAUACAGAGUUUAGCUGCUUGCUCCUAAUUGUUUUUUUCAGGGAGAAAACUGCAAAGAUAAGGAAGUGGGCACUUAAGUUUACAAGCCAGCAAGAUAGAUAAGUUACAGGUGAAAUCUUGCAUCUUGAAGAUUAUUGUAGUGUAUUAGUAAAUAUUGUAUGGCUUGUGAAUAUCUGGUAUUUUCCAUUCUUUAUGAAAUAAAGUGAAGAAAGUGGUUGGGUGAAGUGCUAGGUUUUUGAGACUGUGGAUGAGCGUGCAAAUGAAAAAGAUUGCUGGUUCCAACUGUCUUGCUAGCAGAGCUGGACAGAAUGUAGCAAGCACUCCUCACUGUGUAGCUCUGAACUGAAAUGCACUGAGGGAACAGCAAUCUGUCCAAAGCCCAACACAGUGUGGUACAUGCAUCAUACUGACCCAUUUUGUAUUUAAUCCUUAUUCCGUGUCUCCUGUAUAAUAAAGUAAAUGUGAAAGCUGGGAAGGGAGGAUGUUCUCCCAAUUGCACAGUGGUUUGCACUAUUGCGCCAUCAUUCCAUCUAAUAACUGUUAAUAAACACUUCUAAAAGCCUUU
Oxyura jamaicensis (ruddy duck) is the source of this 2247-nucleotide messenger RNA. RefSeq names its product syntaxin 12 (gene STX12). Gene Ontology annotation, cellular component: endomembrane system; SNARE complex; synaptic vesicle membrane. The transcript has 9 exons. Gene Ontology annotation, molecular function: SNARE binding; SNAP receptor activity. The record is from RefSeq and is a predicted model, not a curated record. The coding region runs from base 92 to 910 and encodes 272 amino acids. Gene Ontology annotation, biological process: intracellular protein transport; vesicle-mediated transport; vesicle fusion. NCBI's taxonomy places the organism in Eukaryota, Metazoa, Chordata, Aves, Anseriformes, Anatidae.